AUGCGAGAUUCUAAUUUUAGAGCUGUUUUGUCUAAUCGUCCUAUUGUGCCCAUUACUCAAACUGUUUACGAUAGGAAAUCUAUUGAUAUUGAUUCCAGUAUUCCUUUGAUCAAUUCUUUGAAUAAUUUGACGUAUUUGACCUCGAAUUCUGGGAAGAUCAGAGAAACUAUCUCGAAUGAUGGUUCUCUAGAGAGGUUGAUGUCGAUUCUACAGAACUGUCACCUGCCGUUGUUUGACGUUUUGUUCACUGAUGGAGAUAAUAUAAGUAUCCACAAGAAACACACUAGGGUAAGAAAUAUCUGCAAAGAGAAGAAGUUGGCGUUGUGUUCGUGGAAAUGGACUCUAGCGUUUCAAUGUUUGGUGUUGACUGGCACAAGGGGCACAGAGAAGAUAAGAGAGAAAGUUGUAUCAUCGGGUGUGGUCUCGUUACUGGCUACUGUAUUGGAUAAUUUUUUAUUGUUUCACAAAAAAUUUGAUUUUGUAAGUGACAAGAAGAUAAGUUUCGCUACUGAAAAUAUAACAUUCGACAAUUUGUUGUCAAGAGAAACAUUCAUGUAUAUGAGAAGUGAUCUAAAUGAGAGUUACGAGGAGUAUGUCUCUUAUUUAUUAGGAUAUGAUUUUAACAGUUAUAACGAUAUCGAGAAUUUAUAUAUUGUAAAUUAUUUAAAUAAUUCAGAUGAUUAUAAUCUAACGAUGGCCUCAGAUUUUGCAGAUAUAUGGAAUUCAGAUUUCGGGUUGUUUAAUAACAACAUAGAAAAGACAGAAGAUAACAGAAAUAUAAAUAUAAAUAUGGAUGACAGUAUGAAUGUAAUGGAGGAUGCCGAUAUGCUAGAUGAGACGAAUGAAGAAGAGAUUUUGAGUCCAAAUAAGGUAUUCACGGCUUCGCCAGGUAGCAAUAACACUUCUGAGAGUAAUAGUAAUAGAGAAAGGAGUGAGGAAGAUUUGAAUAAUAUUCAGAGUUAUAUUGACAAGGACUGUUUCUCAAUAGAUAUGGACCACGCUCCUUUGAUUUCCAUACCUAGGAGUCUGUAUUUUGGUAAGAUUAUACCCAAACAAGACGACGUCAUAUGGUCAUUACAAUUGCUGGCGUUCAUAUCGAAAUAUUCGUACAUGAAGAAUUCAUUACAAAAUUGUAAAUUAAUAGACUCAUUGUCGUUUAGAUCGAUAAUUGACAGGGUCAAUAAGAGAAUAGAUCUAUUAAAUAAUAAUAAUGACUCCAGCAAAUUCACUUCCAGUAAAAAUUCUCAACGGGAUACAACUGAUGACGUGGAUAUUAAAAUGGAAGAACAUCCAACAACUGAACAGAAAGUUUACCACAUGAAUGUUGAUCAGGAUGAUGGUGAUGAUAAGUUUUUAUCAGAACUUAUAGCAGUACAACAAAAGUAUUCUGAGAACAACGUCAAUGAAACUUCAACUUCCAAUAAGAGAAUUGAGCUAAAUAAAAAAGUUAAAAGGAAUUUUAAAGAGAAUUGGAAUUACAAUAACAUGGAUAAAACUCUAACUGAAGAAACUUGGAAAUCAGUUGUCGAUAAAAUGUCAGUAAAUAUAUUCCCUUUGGUGGAAAAAUUUACUGUCACUGAAUUGAACUCCCAUGACAUGAUUUAUUGGAGCUCAGUAAUAAUGAGGAAUUCAUGUAAGAAAGAUGAAAUUAAUAACAUCAGACAAUGUGCUAAUUUUGAAUGUGGUAAAUGGGAAAGUUAUCCAAGAGAGUUUGCCAAAUGCAGACGUUGUAAAAGGACUAAAUAUUGUUCAAGAGAAUGUCAACUAAAAGGGUGGGCAUAUCAUCGAUAUUGGUGCCAUGAAGUUGGGACCUCUGUGAAUAACAGAACUGCUGCCGACAAAAACCAACAGGUACCCAAUAGUGCAGCUGAUGAUAAUAUUGCCGAAAGUGAACAAAACGGGGCAAAUGGAGACACACAAACCAAUUCUGAUAGUAGAGAAGGCACUGUUGAUGCAACGCCAAACUAUACUGGAAAUUAG
This is a messenger RNA of Tetrapisispora phaffii CBS 4417, 1980 nucleotides long. RefSeq names its product MYND-type zinc finger protein MUB1 (gene MUB1). Bases 1 to 1980 code for a protein of 659 amino acids. Gene Ontology annotation, cellular component: MUB1-RAD6-UBR2 ubiquitin ligase complex. The record is from RefSeq and is a predicted model, not a curated record. The transcript has a single exon. Lineage: Eukaryota; Fungi; Ascomycota; Saccharomycetes; Saccharomycetales; Saccharomycetaceae. Gene Ontology annotation, biological process: establishment or maintenance of cell polarity; ubiquitin-dependent protein catabolic process.